AGCAAAAUAAACUUUUAAGUGUUUUGAUGUUUAAUAUUCAUCAUGGAAAUUUAAAAUGCUUCUUAUACACAUUUGCUAUAAAACGCUCAGCGAAAAAUAAUGAAUUAAAAUACCCAAUUUUUAUAUUUAACUGAGUAAAAAUUUAAUUGGUGAAUAGUUCUUAAACAAUAUAGGUUAUGUAUCUAGAAAUUGAAUGAUCCUGAAUUGCCUCAAUAUUAUCUCUCUGGCAUUCUGGUAUCAAAAUGGCUCAUUUUUUUAUUCUUAGUCAGAUGUUCAACACUAAAAUAUAUAUUAUUCGUGAAAUGUAUUAACAAUUAUUCACCGUAUGUGAGAUAUGACGAAAAAUUAUUCGCAGUCAUUGUCACUUGUUCAUUAAUUGUGACAAGAUAAUAUGCUUAUUCCAGCUCAGCUUUGUUUCCCAUGUAGUAAUGAUUUAUUGAACUUUAACACAGCAUAUCUUUAAACCCUGAAUAUAAAUUGAGAAUGAAUGUACUAUUUAUCUCUGAUGUUUGGCUAAAAGAUGUUGAUAUUCUCAUAGAGAGCUCAUGUAUUAAAAAGCAUCGUAAGAGUUUGUCACUGUCAUGAGUCUGGAAAAUGCUAUGAAAAAAAUGUAAAAAGCAAUAAGUGGAAAUUAUAUUAUUUAUGCAUGUGAAUGCAGUUUAAAUUUUGCUUCAUACAUUCAUGCAUUGUAAUGAACCUGAUGGCACAAGGAAAAUGAAUGAUGCAGAAUCAAGGAUUCAUGAAAGAAAGUACUAUGUAUUAAUUGAAAGGCUAAAAAAAAAUAUAAUGUUAGCAUUGUAUACAUCAAAUUAUUUCUAUAAAGCAUAGUAAUAGUUGUUGAUGAAAAAUGCAGUAUUUCAUGCAUGAGAAAACAGAAUCCUUUUAUGUGUGUCAAUAAAUUAUUGAAAAUGUGUGCUUGCAAAAAUUGAAGCUUGAAAUCCAUUAAUUUAAAUUAUAAUCCAAAUUCUCUUAAAUAUAGCUUAAAAAAUUCAUUUGCACAUAGAAGUAUUGCAAAUUAUAAAUUACUUCUCUGCAACAAAAAGUUAUACAUUUAUACAUAUAUAUAGUGCAAAUGUUAAAAAUUUCAUGUGAAAUAGCCAAAUGAAUAGGACAACAAAGAAAUACCAUACCAAAUGUAUGAUUUAUAAACCAACAUGUGAAAGAAGUGUGGUAUACAUAUAAAUAAUUUCAACAACAGCACAUUUGGGAGACAUGCAUACAACCAAUGAUAAGGAAUCAUAUGAAUACAACAUAUCAUUUGCAGAUAAAGUCAAGUCAAAGAAACAUAUGCCAAAUCACAUACGCCCAAGACCACAUGUAUGCCAUGUAUGUUCUAAAUCGUUUGAACACAAAUGUUAUUUAAAUAGACAUAUGCUUGCCCACAAUUCUGAGAAAACAUAUAGUUGUAAUGUAUGUAGCAAAUCAUUUGUACACAUAUAUAGCUUAAUGAGACAUGUGCUGGUUCACACUGGAGAUAAACCAUAUCAGUGUAAUGACUGCAGUCUGUCAUUUGCAUGCAAAGAAACAUUAAACAGACAUAUGGUUGAGCACACUGGAGAAAAUACAUAUAAAUGUGAUGUAUGUAGCAAAUCAUUUGCACAUAAAUGUAGCUUAAUGAGACAUGUGCAAAUCCACACUGGGGAGAAACCUUAUCAGUGUAACAUGUGUAAUAUGUCAUUUACUUGCAAAGUAGCUUUAAACAGACACGUGGUUCACCAUACUGGAGAAAAACCAUAUAAAUGUGAUGUAUGUAGCAAAUCAUUUGCCGAAAAAUAUUAUUUAAAUGCACAUAUGAUUAUUCACAUUGGUAAAAAACCACAUGAAUGCAAUGUAUGUAAUAAGUCAUUUGCAAGAAAAGGUCAUUUAAAAGCACAUAUGGUUACCCAUAUGGAUGAUAAAAAUGAGCAAUCACACCAGUGUGAUGUGUGUAGUAAGUCAUUUACAUGCAAAAAUACAUUAAUGAUACACAUGCGUAUCCACACUACUGAGAAGACAUUUCAAUGCGGUAUAUGUAGCAAACUGUUUGCACAUAAAGAGCUCUUAGCUGAGCAUGUGCAUAUUCACACUAGAGAAAAAACAUAUAAAUGUAAUGCAUGUAGCAGAGUAUUUACAAGGAAAAAUCACUUAAAUUCACAUGUGUGCAUCCACAGUAAUGGGAAGUCACAUGAGUGCAAUGUAUGUAACAGAUCAUUUGUAUGCAAAAGUGGUUUAAAAAGGCAUAUGUUUAUUCAUACUCGUGAAACAAAAAAAGUACAUGAAUGUGAUAUAUGUAAUAAAACAUUUGGAUACAGAAGUGUAUUAAAGAAACAUAUGACUACACACAGUGGGGAUAAACCAUAUAAAUGUGCUAUGUGCCCCAAAUCAUAUGUACAAAUACAUGAUUUAAAUACGCAUAUGCUUAUGCACAGUGGUGAAAAACCAUACAAAUGUGAUAUAUGUAGUAAGUCAUUUGCUGAUAAAUAUUAUUUAAAUACACACAUGAUUAUCCACAUACGUGGAAAACCACAUGAAUGUAACAUAUGUAACAAGGCAUUUGCAAGAAAAGGUCACUUAAAGGAACACAUGCGUAUCCACACUGGUGAAAAACCACAUGGAUGUGAUGUGUGCAGUAAAUCAUUUUCAAAGAAAAGUAUCUUGGAUACACAUAUGCUUAGCCAUACCGGUGAGAAACCUUAUGUGUGUGAUAUAUGUUCGAAAUCAUUUACACAAAAACGUAACCUAAGUGUACAUAUGCUUAGCCAUACUAGUGAAAAUCAGAGAAAUUAGAAGCCUAGAAUCAGUCUGUUGCAUGCUGAGGACAUAUGGUUGAACAUAUUAAUGAAAAAUUGUAGGAGUGCAAUAUAUUGUUGCUUUAAGGUGUAAAAUCUGUCUAAGAUGAAAGAAGCUGAAACUAAAAAACAUGAAUAUGCCUAUAUUAUGAAAUGUAUUUUGAUUUUCCAAAAGUAAUAUAAAGAUGAUAAAAAAAAACA
Molecule: messenger RNA, 2969 nt
Organism: Stegodyphus dumicola
Lineage: Eukaryota; Metazoa; Arthropoda; Arachnida; Araneae; Eresidae
Biological process (GO): regulation of DNA-templated transcription
Molecular function (GO): DNA-binding transcription factor activity, RNA polymerase II-specific; RNA polymerase II cis-regulatory region sequence-specific DNA binding
Source: RefSeq, a predicted model, not a curated record